Darwinula stevensoni is the source of this 375-nucleotide messenger RNA. The record is from the annotation of a GenBank genome assembly. NCBI's taxonomy places the organism in Eukaryota, Metazoa, Arthropoda, Ostracoda, Podocopida, Darwinulidae.
AUGAGGAUGUGGACUGGGUGGGCUGUGCCUGCUGCUGGCUUGCAGCGUCCUUGGAUUUGGAUGAGCCAAGUGUGCUGUGGUGCUGGACCACUCUUCCUGACCCGAGUUGCCUCUGAACUGGAGGGGUCAACGGAGGCAGUGAAGAAAGUCGAGGCAGAGCGGCCCAUCCCUCGACCUCUGAGUAUAGGGAGGACCUUGGAAGCCGAAUCAGUGGAGGAGUCCCCUGGCUCAGUGAAUGCAGUCCUUGCUUAUCUUCUGGAGCUGAAGGAUUUUGGACCAGCAGGAGGGGCUCAGCAAGGAUGGGGAGGAGAGAUUGGAGUCACUGCUUUGCCUAUCCUUGGAUCCCCUGGGUCUUUGAGAGAGCCUGCUGGGGGA